AGUUGUAUCACAGAAAUGGUCUUUGAACGAAUAACAUCCUUAAUCUUGAUCAUAGCGGUGACUCGGGCAACUCCGAAUCGGAAUCUCCAAGUUCGUCAGAUGCGUCCAUCGAACUUCACGCUCCCGCCAGGGUGUGGACCUACUAAGAGGGUCGGCAACCUCACUUACUGCAUCACCGGCUCUCUCGAUUUGGGCAGGGAGUGGUUGGUUGAUUUUAAUAUGAAUUUCUUCGAUGUCUUCGUCAACAAUAGUGUGAAGUUCGGGCUCAACCUUGCGAUUGAGGACGUUGGCACUGCUAAACACCUCAGUGUGAAUACUGGUGGACGCGCCACUGUGGUGAAGCACGACUUCUUUCCUGACUGGCGACCUAAGGACUUCGUUGGUGCAGUGACCAUCGGAACGAGAGGCGGCAACACAACGUAUGAUAACAGCACUAAGAAGUUUGUCUCCAACUUUGAGAUAUAUGGUGACGUUGAUAUUUUCACACAGGGAAGGAAGUUCAUGAGCAUGCCGUUUUCGACGCCUUUCGGUUACGCCAGCCUGGGUCAGGACUUCGAUGUUGAGUUCAAUGGUUCUGUCGUGGCCACCGGUGGAGACGAGCAGGCGAAUAGUCGUCUGAACUUCUCCUUGGCCAUGUCUACACUAAGUGGUUCGGUAUUGAAUUGGCAUCUGUAUGGCGGCUUAGAUGUAUCAAUUUAUUGGGAAAAAUAUGGACGCCAUAAUUUUACCAUACCAUUUGUUGACGAAGAUAUUCAGAUUCCGUAAUAAUGUGCCCACUCAUCCCUGUCUCUAUAUAUGUUGCUACACACAGCACAUUGAAGGGUCCUUUUCAAGAGCAAACCGACUACUUCACAUUCGAGGUUGCAUUUUUUUGUCGAAUGCAUCAUCGGGUUCGCUUGUUUCCUAAGGGGAGUCGAAAAUGUAGUCGAGCAAC
Messenger RNA from Perkinsus marinus ATCC 50983, 934 nucleotides. RefSeq lists its product as hypothetical. Bases 16 to 765 code for a protein of 249 amino acids. Lineage: Eukaryota; Perkinsozoa; Perkinsida; Perkinsidae. The record is from RefSeq and is a predicted model, not a curated record. The transcript has a single exon.